AUGUCAUACCUGGAGAACAGUACUAAGGUGAAUGAGUUCAGACUCUUGGGAUUGACCGACACCCCAGAGCUGCAAGUUCCCCUCUUCAUAAUGUUCACCCUCAUCUAUCUCAUUACUCUCACUGGGAACCUGGGGAUGAUCACAUUGAUCCUGCUGGACUCCCGUCUCCACACCCCCAUGUACUUUUUCCUCAGUCACCUCUCCCUGGUGGACUGCGUUUACUCCUCGGCGGUGACCCCCAAGGUGAUGGCUGGGCUUCUCACAGGGGAUAAAGUUAUCUCCUACAGCGGAUGUGCUGCUCAAAUGUUCUUCUUUGUGGCUUUUGCCAGCGUGGACUGCCUCCUGCUGGCUGUGAUGGCCUAUGACCGUCAUGCAGCGGUAUGUACACCCUUGCAUUACAACACCACCAUGACGACCAGUGUGUGUGUCCACAUGGCUGUGGCCUGCUACCUCUGGGGCUUUGUUGAAUCUGCCUCCUACACUGGGUUCACCUUCUCCCUCUCCUUCUGCCGUUCUAAUGUGGUCCAUCACUUUUUCUGUGAUAUCCUCCCAAUCCUUGCCCUCUCCUGCUCUGAUACCUACAUAAAUGAGACUGUGCUAUACAUCUUAACAGCCUUCAAUGUCUUUUUUGCCCUGGUGGUUAUCCUGACCUCCUAUCUGUUCAUAUUCAUUGCUAUCCUGAGGAUGCGCUCAGCAGAAGGACAGAAGAAAGCCUUCUCCACCUGUGCAUCUCACCUCAUGGCCGUAACCAUAUUCUACGGAACCAUCAUCUUCAUGUACUUACAGCCCAGUUCUAGCCAUUCCAUGGACAAUGACCAAAUGGCCUCUGUCUUCUAUACAAUAAUAGUUCCCAUGUUGAACCCAAUUGUCUAUAGUUUAAGGAAUAAAGAGGUUCAUAAGGCUUUCAAGAAAGCCGUGGAGAAGAUGAUGACUCUUUUCCGCACAUAA
Messenger RNA from Marmota flaviventris (yellow-bellied marmot), 948 nucleotides. RefSeq names its product olfactory receptor 5B2-like. Gene Ontology annotation, cellular component: membrane. Gene Ontology annotation, biological process: G protein-coupled receptor signaling pathway. Lineage: Eukaryota; Metazoa; Chordata; Mammalia; Rodentia; Sciuridae. Gene Ontology annotation, molecular function: olfactory receptor activity; G protein-coupled receptor activity. The record is from RefSeq and is a predicted model, not a curated record.